AUUGUUCGAUUUGAAUAACUGAAUCAUGAACACCUACGAGUGGUUCAUGUGCUCUUCAACUUUUUUCUACCAAAAGAAAAAUAUGCCAUAAACUGAAAAAUACAUUAUGUAUAAUAUAAAUACAGAGAGGGACACAGCCACUGAUUAUAAAUUGAAACGUUUGAGAAAUGCGGCAAAUAUGAACGUGGAUUCGCCCCCAAAUCUCCCCGCCUCCGCCUCCGCCUCCGCCUCCGCUCCCCGGCCUGGGGAUGCGGAUGAAGAGGCCCCACCUAAGCCUGCGCCGCCGCCGCCACCGCCGCCGCCGCUGCUUGCCUUUGAACCACCGCAGCCAUCAUCGUCUCCCCUGCACCAGCACCCGCACCAGCACCAGCACCACCACGUCAUGAUUUCCCCCAGGGAUCCCGACGCCCUCUUCAGCGGUGGCGGUAUCAGCUUUCUCACGGGAAGCCAAAAUGCAAGGUUCAGUUAUGGCUAUUCCAGUUUCAAGGGCAAAAGGGCGUCAAUGGAAGAUUUCUAUGAAACAAGGAUAUCGGAAGUUGAUGGUCAGAUGGUUGCCUUUUUUGGAGUUUUUGAUGGUCAUGGAGGUUCCAGAACUGCAGAAUACCUUAAGAACAACCUUUUCAAAAAUUUAAGUAGCCACCCAGAAUUUAUCAAAGACACAAAAUCAGCUAUUGUUGAAGUCUUUAGACAGACAGAUGCUGAUUACCUCAAUGAAGAAAUAGGACAGCAAAAAGAUGCUGGGUCAACUGCAUCAACUGCCAUGCUUCUAGGGGACCGUCUGGUUGUUGCAAAUGUGGGGGAUUCAAGAGUAGUUGCUUCUAGAUCUGGUUCAGCUAUCCCGUUGUCUAUCGAUCACAAACCUGAUAGAUCUGAUGAACGCCAGAGGAUUGAACAGGCUGGAGGUUUCAUCAUUUGGGCAGGAACAUGGCGAGUUGGUGGUGUUCUUGCUGUUUCUCGUGCAUUCGGAGACAAAUUACUUAAGCCAUAUGUUGUUGCUGAGCCAGAAAUUCAGGAAGAAGAAAUUAGUGGUGUAGAUUUUAUAAUUAUUGCAAGUGAUGGACUUUGGAAUGUCAUAUCAAACAAGGAUGCUGUGGCUUUAGUGCAGAACGUAUCAGAUGCAGAAGCUGCAUCAAGAAAACUUAUAUCAGAAGCCUAUGCACGAGGGAGCUCCGACAACAUUACUUGUGUCGUUGUUCGGUUUGAGAAUUCUUGAGCAUUUAAGUUGUAGGUGCUAAAAGUAGUCUGAAAAUUCGCACCGCAAUGGGGAAAAGCUUUCACCCCUUCGCUCAUUCCCACUCAAUACAGGUAGUCGUUCUGUCAGGCAGUAUUUGACAUGGUCAUGGCCAGAGCCUUGUUCUGAUUCAGCUGUUGAUCUGUGCAUCAAUUUGUAAUUUUAUUUUAUUUUAUUCUAUUUUUUAAAGUUUUCUUCUUAGUUAAUAUCUACAUGCCCAUAUAACUGUAUCUCGGGCAUUCAUGUGUUCUACCUUCCCAAUUGGUCUGCAAGCACAGGUUGGGUUAAUGAUAAAUUGUAGUCUUGUCCUAUUUUAUGGGUUCCCCAAUGGUUAGACUGUCUCAGAAGCAUUGGAAUAUUUAUUCAACCUGUUUAAUAUAUUGACUUCAUAUA
Molecule: messenger RNA, 1624 nt
Organism: Malania oleifera
Lineage: Eukaryota; Viridiplantae; Streptophyta; Magnoliopsida; Santalales; Ximeniaceae
Product: probable protein phosphatase 2C 11
Exons: 9
Coding region: 107-1213 (368 amino acids)
Biological process (GO): protein dephosphorylation
Cellular component (GO): nucleus; cytosol
Molecular function (GO): protein serine/threonine phosphatase activity; cation binding
Source: RefSeq, a predicted model, not a curated record